Messenger RNA from Chelmon rostratus (copperband butterflyfish), 3585 nucleotides. It is a transcript of the gene hif1aa, whose product is annotated as hypoxia inducible factor 1 subunit alpha a. Gene Ontology annotation, molecular function: RNA polymerase II transcription regulatory region sequence-specific DNA binding; protein dimerization activity; DNA-binding transcription factor activity, RNA polymerase II-specific. The transcript is spliced from 15 exons. The record is from RefSeq and is a predicted model, not a curated record. The coding region runs from base 255 to 2522 and encodes 755 amino acids. Gene Ontology annotation, biological process: cellular response to hypoxia; regulation of transcription by RNA polymerase II. NCBI's taxonomy places the organism in Eukaryota, Metazoa, Chordata, Actinopteri, Chaetodontiformes, Chaetodontidae. Gene Ontology annotation, cellular component: nucleus; transcription regulator complex; cytoplasm.
GUUCAACAUUGUCUCGACAAGUAACCUCUCUCCAGCGUGGCACUGUCUUUUAAGACGAGUGGGCUGUUUGUUUUAGCGGAUGAAAGCUCGAUUUCUUUGACAAAUUAUACACAGUGAGAAGUCGUAUGCAACCCGCUUGAGGAUUUACGGAUUAAUCUCAGUGAAAAAUCGUGGGAUCUUGGUUCUUUCCUCGACGGGCCCGGAUACAGCUUGAUACCCAUAGAGAGACUCAACUCAGGUCCUCUCGUCCUGACAUGGACACAGGAAUUGUACCAGAAAAGAAAAGGGUGAGCUCGGAGCGCAGAAAGGAAAAGUCAAGGGAUGCCGCGCGAUGCCGGCGUGGGAAGGAGUCUGAGGUGUUCUACCAGCUGGCCCAGGAGCUGCCCCUGCCCCACAGCGUCAGCUCCAGCCUGGACAAGGCCUCCAUAAUGAGGCUUACCAUCAGCUACCUGCGUAUGAGAAAGCUGCUUAAAAAUGAUGAGCCAGUGGCAGAGGAGGAAACAGAUCUUGAUUUCCAGCUCAACAGCUCUUACCUAAAGGCACUGGAGGGCUUCCUCAUGGUGCUGUCUGAAGACGGAGACAUGAUCUAUCUCUCCGAGAAUAUCAACAAGUGCCUUGGGCUGGCACAGUUUGACCUGACUGGACACAGUGUGUUUGACUUCAUACAUCCCUGUGACCACGAGGAGCUGAGGGAGAUGCUGGUCCACAGAACAGGCUCCAAAAAAGCCAAGGAACCAAACACAGAGCGCAACUUCUUCCUCCGAAUGAAAUGCACUCUGACAAGCAGGGGACGCACCGUCAACGUCAAGUCCGCUACAUGGAAGGUGCUCCACUGCUCAGGUCAUGUCCGUGUAUUUGACAGCCACACUGAGCAGACUCCCAACGGCCGAAGGGAGCCACCUGUCCCGUACCUGGUUUUGAUCUGUGACCCCAUCCCACACCCCUCCAACAUUGAGGUCCCUCUGGACACCAAGACCUUUCUCAGCCGCCACACAAUGGACAUGAAGUUCACGUAUUGUGAUGAGAGAAUCACUGAGCUCAUGGGUUAUGAUCCAGAGGACCUGCUGAAUCGUUCUGUGUAUGAGUACUAUCAUGCUCAGGACUCAGACCAUCUCACCAAGACCCACCACAACUUGUUUGCAAAGGGCCAGGUCUGCACAGGCCAGUACCGAAUGUUGGCCAAGAGAGGAGGCUUUGUGUGGGUGGAAACCCAAGCCACUGUCAUCUACAACAACAAGAACUCCCAGCCACAGUGUGUCGUCUGUGUCAACUUUGUACUCAGUGGCAUCCAGGAGGAGAAGCUGAUCCUGUCUCUGGAGCAGACCGAAGAUGUGAAGCCAGUGAAGGAGGAGCUGCCGCAGGAGGAAGAAAAGGCUGCUGUCGAGAACGGCCAACCCGAGAUGUCUUUAACCCUGCCGAAGGAGGAGGUGGAGGAGAAGAACCCAGAGGUGGAUGUAAUCAAACUGUUCACUCAGGCGGUAGAGGUCCAGCCGCUGGCUAGCCUGUACGACCAGCUGAAAGAAGAGCCCGAGGCCCUCACCCUGCUGGCCCCAGCCGCCGGAGACACCAUCAUCUCCCUGGACUUCAGCUGCCCUGAUGCAGAGAUCCAGCUGCUGAAGGAUGUCCCUCUAUACAAUGAUGUAAUGCUCCCCUCCACCAGUGACAAGCUGGUUCUGUCCCCUCUGCCGCCCAGCGAGCCUCUCCACGUCACCACCACCACCUCUGAGGAAGCAAAAGCUGAACGCUAUGCUCCAGCCCCGUCCUCUACACCGGCCAGCUCCACAGAGGCUGACAGCCCGCUGGACUUUUGUUUUCCCAUGGACUCCGACAUGAGCUCAGAUUUCAAACUUGACUUGGUGGAGAAGCUGUUUGCCAUUGAUACAGAGCCCAAGACCCCCUUCACCACACCUGCAAUGGAAGACUUAGAUCUGGAGAUGUUGGCUCCCUACAUCCCGAUGGACGAUGACUUCCAGCUGCGCAGUCUGCCACCAGACGAGCCUCUAUCUUGUGGGCCAGUCAAACCCCUUCAGAGUUCUCCAGUCCGUGUCACACAGGACAUUCACAGCUAUCCCAGCUCCCCAUUCAGCUCACCAGGCAGUCGCACAGCUUCCCCAGCACCACCCGAGCCAGUAAAAGCCCCUCACCUCGCCACCAUCCUUGCCAAGAGGACCACACAGCUGGACAAAGAAGUCUCGCUCAGGACCCUGGCAGCUCAGAACACACAACGCAAAAGAAAGCUGGGUGACAUAAAAGAGAUGAUUGGACAGGGAACUGUGCACCAGGAACAACUGGAGCAGGGCAAGAAGCUGAAGGCCUCAGAGUCAGGAACAACCAGGACCAUACUUGUGCUGCCUUCAGAUUUGGCGAGCCGUCUGCUGGGCAGCACGUCAGAGGGCACCAGUGCCCUCCUCACCCUGCCGCAGCUCACCCGCGACGACUGCGAGGUCAACGCCCCCUUACAGGGUCGUCAGUACCUGCUGCAGGGCGAGGAGCUGCUGCGCGCUCUGGACCACGUCAACUGAGUCAAUGCUUAGCCUGCUCACUGCUGAACUAGACUGGACACUACAAUUUCUCCCCCAUGUUGUCACUUCCUCUUCAAGACCCCCACCCACCCAACCCCACUGCCCCUUAUUUAUGUACCUGUGUGAGUUUGACUAUAGUUUGGCUGCCGUUUGUGCACAUCAUGUGAUAUCUGCAGCAUUCCACCGUGACAAACGCCAUAGCAGCAUCUGGGUUUUGGUGCAAGGGAUUCAGGCAUCUUGAGAUGUCAAAUUGUCUUCUUCUUUUUUUUUUUUUUCCUCUCUCUUCCGGGGAAUCUCUCAGCACACAGCGCCUCGAUAGAUGACCCUUUUCCAGCCGGUCACCACAGAACCUGGCGCUACUGCCAGCAGUGUAUUGUAAGCUUCAGUCGCACAAUUUAUAUUUUCUUAAAAAGAAAAAUAUUACCAGCAAUAUAUAUUAAGCCUUUUUAAAGUCGUUUUAAUGGGAUUUGAACAAUUUUAUUUUUCCUCCCAUACUUGUAUGUUGUAGUACUCGUACUUAACAAAUGUCUCUAGUCCAGAAGUAUGAACAUAUUGUUUAAACCUUAGGUGGUUUGAAUGUUAUCUCCAUUUAAUAGCUAUCAGUCUUUGAGGUAAAUGCAUUUAAUUGUGUAGCAGUCCAGUACAUGUCACUUAAUUACUUUACUGUAAGUGUGUGUUACUGUACAUAUACCAGGGAUAUUUUAAUUUACUCAGUAUGGCUUCACAGCUUUGACUCUUGCUCUCAAAAUGAAAUACGAGUCUUCACUUUUUCUUCUCAUCAUGGAGAAUUGGCAUUUCUCUUUAACAUGAAGUGAAUUCAUGUUUUUGGUUUUUACUGUGUGCAACAUGCUCAAAAGAGUGUUUAAAAUAAGUGGGAUCUCAGCAAUUCACAUUUUAUUUGUGUGAUCAUUGUCAUCAUAGUUGCAUUUGUGAGUUGUCAAACUUAUUUGCUCAGUUAAUGGUUGUCAGUUUAAUACCAUUUAUCCAUGCAAUAUUGUUGGGUCUGUCAUGCUUCUUGUUGCUGUCUAACAUUAAAUGGCUUUAAUAAAGUACAUUGUUUCAG